AUGUCUGAAGCAGCAGGAAGGAAACUGGCGUCGGUAGAUUUUGAAAUCUUCGGUCACGUUCAGGGAGUCUGUUUCAGAAUGUACACAGAGCAGGAGGGUCUGCGGCUGGGCCUGGUCGGCUGGGUGAAGAACACCCACAGUGGGACGGUGUUGGGACAAGUCCAGGGUCCUGCAGACCUGGUGGAGGAGAUGAAGGUGUGGCUGAGUAAAGAAGGAAGUCCGUCCAGUCGCAUCACCAGAGCUUCCUUCAGCAACCAGAGGUCCAUCGACAAGCUGGAGCUCUCCGGCUUCAACACUCGCUUCUGA
Limanda limanda (common dab) is the source of this 306-nucleotide messenger RNA. RefSeq names its product acylphosphatase-2-like. The coding region runs from base 1 to 306 and encodes 101 amino acids. The transcript has 4 exons. Gene Ontology annotation, molecular function: acylphosphatase activity. NCBI's taxonomy places the organism in Eukaryota, Metazoa, Chordata, Actinopteri, Pleuronectiformes, Pleuronectidae. The record is from RefSeq and is a predicted model, not a curated record.